Messenger RNA from Panicum virgatum (switchgrass), 2748 nucleotides. RefSeq lists its product as uncharacterized. Lineage: Eukaryota; Viridiplantae; Streptophyta; Magnoliopsida; Poales; Poaceae. Bases 1 to 2748 code for a protein of 915 amino acids. The transcript has 2 exons. The record is from RefSeq and is a predicted model, not a curated record.
AUGAAGCAUGCAGCAGCAGUGCUGGGAAAGCGGUUCAACAUUAAUGACAUGCUGCAUAUCAAAGUGGCAGAGCAGCUCGGGCUACUCGAACAUAAAUACGACAUGGUAGACGACGCUGAGCUGCGGUACUAUACCUACGACAUGGAGAAGAAGCAGGAUGACAGUGUCUCACCCCUGGAGCUAAAAUCCAUAGCUCUUCAAAUAAUGCAAAAUCUGCUGACCAAGAAGUACCUGCUGGUGGUUCACAAUCUCGACAGGCCAAUAAAGCCCAUCGUGCUUGAAGAUACGACAGAGGGCUUAUGGCUUCCUGCCCCUUGGUGGAAACAUUCUUUCUGGAUCGUAUCCACCACCUCCCAAGAUGUCUAUGACAGGAGCAACAAGCCAGAUGAGCCUCGCGUCAUCGAAUCCUUUGCUGGGGAUGAUAUAUUGAUUCUCACACUGCAUUCCCUGGAACAAGCGGCCAAGUACAUCUCUGUUGCGGUUGGCCAUGGAGAGGAGAAGUAUUGGCAUCAUGUGGCAGUCCAGUGUUUUCACUACGCCACCAUGCUGCUGCUUAUUCCCUGCAGUUCCAAUGUUGACCCGCCAAAGUGUGAUGCCCAGGCUGAUGUUAGCUCAGAUGUGUUGAUCCGCCAGUGGGCUGCUCAAGGCAUCCUUCCUGUCAUGAAGCCAAGUGUCCAAGAAAAAAUGGGGGACACUGACGGCUACCACUGUCAGUACUAUGGCGAUGAUAUAUAUCAACUUGGAAAUGUCAUCCUCGAGGCUUUUCGGGAGUAUUCGUUGCUGCAGCUGCCUUUUUCUCCUGCAACGAAAGAUGAUGAAGCCACAAUAUCUGCUGCACACUUCCUAGCAUAUCAUAGCCUUGUUGUAGAGCCCCUCACAUCCGGUGAACUCUGUGAGGGAAAUCACUCUCAGUUGGAGCACAUGCAGUGGAUCUCACAUGUGGGCGACCAAGGAUGGCAUGUAAGCAGAGAUUGGUUGAGCCAGGGGUCCAGCGGCCCGACCACACUUAUUAUAAGGCAUUGCUCGCAACACUCGAGGUUGUUCAUGAAGCUUGAAUCUGAUGAUUUCUUGGCCAAGCUCCCUUGUCUUCUUGUUCUUGAUAUUUCCUACACUCCGAUAGAGUCGCUUCCUCCUUCAAUCUGUUGUCUCCAAAAACUCCAAUUGCUUUCCCUUAGAGGCUGCUAUAACCUCAGGAGUCCAUUCAGCUUCCCAGAUACUGAAAUUGCUCUCUGUGAAAAGAACAGCAACAAAAAGCUCAACUUGCUCUACCUCGAUCUCUCCUAUUCAAAUAUAAGCACAUUCCAGUGCGACUUCUUCCAUAGCAUUCCUACCCUAAAAGAGCUUCUGCUUGUCAAAUGCUCCAACCUUGAGGAGCUGCCACCCUCGGCUCUUGCAUUGUCUAGUCUAACAAAACUCGAGAUAAUAGGCAACAAGAAAUUCAUUUCAUUCUCGAGAUUAACAGAGAUGGCAUUUGAUGGGCAUGGCACCCUUCAUUCAUUCUCAUUGGAGCUACCAGACAACAUCCCUAAUCUGCCCCAGCUUAGGCGAUUGCUUCUCAGGGGCGUUCCUUCCCUGAGACGAUUCCCUUGGCAUAAGCUGCAUAGAUUCCCAGAUGUGUUUUGCUUGGAUCAAUGCUCAUCAGAUGGAACUGUUAAUCAUGAUUGCAGUACUCCACAAGUUGCUCAGGUGUGCAUAAGUGAUUCCAGAUUGUUUUAUAGCUUCAAUGAUGCCACCAAGGAUUUAGUAAGGGGUGGAAGAAUUUUGAAAUCUUUCCAUGUUCAAAUUACAUCAUGCAAGGCCAUAACUAGGAAGAUACAGGAUGAAGAGGACAUGGUGAAAACCAACAAGGUUCAUGCGUCAUUGGCAGCCUAUGCUGAUGUAAACCAUCGCUAUCUGACAGAUGGAGUCUCGAUGGUGUCAAUGGAUGACGUGCCUCCCUUUCGGGAGACUGAGCGUCACGUGGAGAUCUCAGCAGUGGAGCGGUAUCCCCAUGGUCUGAAGUAUCUUCUAGAAGUCACUAAAUCAAUUAGCAUGUCAGACGAUACUCACGUCUCCUACCUCAAUGAUCUGAGUCGUUUGAAUAUGCUGGAGGAAUGCAAGCUCCAGCGAUGUCAUCGGGUGGUGCAUGUCUUUAAUGAUCUGUUUUGGCUACGGUGGAGUCUGGAGAAUGCACAUGUCUCUUAUCUCAAAAGUCUGACACAUUUCUACAAAGAAUCGUAUUUUGAUAAUGAUUUCCGUGCACUAAAGCACCUCCGGCUGGAGCAUUGCCCGAGGUUGGAAGGCGUCAUGCCACGUGGAUCUGCGCUGCCAAGUCUCGUGACGCUCGACAUCCUCUUCUGCUACAAUCUCAAGGUAAUUUUCUACUACAAUAACAAGUGGUCUUCUAGUUUCAAGCUCCCAUGUCUUCGGAGGAUACACCUCCAGGAGCUGCCCCUGCUGGAGCAUUUUCGCGACGACGACGCCGUCCUGGCCGCGCCUGCGUGGGAGGAGCUCCACGUCCGCGGGUGCUGGAGCUUGCGCCGCCUCCCGCGCCUCAUCGACCGACGACCAGGCAAGAAGGCCGUGACGGUGAGCGGGGAGAGGGCCUGGCGGACCAAGCUCCGCUGGACGACCGGGAUGACUCGCACCGCGGCAGCUACGAGCCCAGGCUUCCCCCGGCAUCCGCCUCCAUCCGCGAGCGCGUCAUCAUCAAGACCUACCUCAGGUGAAGGAACUGAGCCAUGCCCAAGCCGCAAGCUCAUCCAGUGA